Messenger RNA from Paramuricea clavata, 570 nucleotides. NCBI's taxonomy places the organism in Eukaryota, Metazoa, Cnidaria, Anthozoa, Malacalcyonacea, Plexauridae. The record is from the annotation of a GenBank genome assembly.
AUGAAUGACGAUGACGACGUGGAAGAGUUCAGCAAAAAGCAUGUAGUGGAAAAAAGGCUGGUUACACAGUACCUGGAACAUCUUCGCGAACUAGAAAGAAGGAAAAAAAAGAGGGAAGAUAGCAGAAAGUGCGCAAAUCUGGAAGAAAAGAGAAAGACCUUUGAAGAUUACAACUGGAAAGCUAUUUACAGGGAAGGAAAAAUAAAGAAACUGAAAGUUGUUGUAUUGGACAUGUAUAUAUCAAUGAGAAAUUUGAAGCAGUCGAAAGGGGCGUUAAAGCAAGAAAAAGUCGAUAUCGUAUCACUUGACAUAGCAAAGUCGCUAGUCCCUGAUAACCGUCAACUUUCUGAAGUUGACAGAGAUAGUAACAACCAGGAUUCUGGUGACGACGAUGUUGUCGAGCAGGAGAUUGGAAGUGAUGAGGAUGAUAUUGAUUCUGACGACGAUGAAGGACAAAUUUAUGAAGGUGAUGCGGGAGAAGAGGAGGAGGAGGAAGAGAACAUUUCCAACAUUUUGCAGACCACAAGAUCUGGUAGAUUUCAAAUGAUGUACUAUUUAAUGCAUGUAUAG